Messenger RNA from Odocoileus virginianus texanus, 690 nucleotides. RefSeq names its product histone H2B 1/2. The record is from RefSeq and is a predicted model, not a curated record. Gene Ontology annotation, molecular function: DNA binding; protein heterodimerization activity; structural constituent of chromatin. Gene Ontology annotation, cellular component: nucleosome. Lineage: Eukaryota; Metazoa; Chordata; Mammalia; Artiodactyla; Cervidae.
UGACGUCAGAGAAAGCAGGGCUUAUAAACUCGGCCAACGGCCUUCAACCGCCUCACUGUUCUUCCGUCUGAGCUACGGGGAACGGUGGCUCUGCCAUGGCUGAACCAUCCUCUGACAACUCUGAAGAAGGCCUGCUCACUGAAGAACCCUGCAGCUCCCUAAUGGAGAUCUCAGAGUUCUCCAAACCAGAGCCCUGUGAUGACGAGCCAAGAAAGGAAAAGAAGACAGCUAAGGGCUGCCGUCGCCGUCGCCGUCGCCGUCGGCACUCCUGCCGUAUGAACAACUUUGCAAGCUUCGCCACCUAUUUCCCUAGAGUGCUGAGGCAAGUACACACAGGACUGAGUCUUUCGCACGAAACUUUAAACAUCAUGGAUUCAUUUGUGAAGGAUAUGUUCGAGCGGAUUGCCGAAGAGGCCGGGCGCCUGACCCGCUCCUGCAAGCGCUGUACCAUCAUGAGUGAGGACAUCCAGACAGCUGUGCGUCUUCUGUUGCCUGGGGAGAUCGGCAAGUAUGCCAUGUACGAGGCCACCAAGUCAGUCAUCAGGUACAACAGCCGUAGAUGAACUGCCUCACAACUAUCUGACUAUCGCAAACCAGACUUAAGGGUUCUCCCCUUAGGCCCUAUAUUGAAUCUUCCAAACAUUUCUACCCCCAAAUGAAAUAUUAAAAUCCUCAUUAACUUUGCUUCAA